AUAAGAUUCAUGACUUCGUGAAUGGCAAAUCGCUUUCGUCGCCCCCUGCGGAAUAGCCAAAUGGCACCUGUGUGAGGCAUACUUGCCAAUGGGAGAAAGCUUGUCAUGGAAAGAAAUGCCAUGAACUGUACUGUCAUUCUGUUUUCUUUUACAAAAAGAGGAGGGGUGCACACACCAACAAGUGAUAUGGUGUGAACCUGGAUAUCAAAUCGCUAUGGCAAGUGGAGGAAAAGAUGACAGAAGCAUGCAUUGCCCCUGGGAUAUGUAGCAGUGUAGCACCACUUCCAUAUAUAUAUGCAUGGGCCAGACAGGAAAGAAAGAAAGAGAAGAUAAGCAGAAACUAGAUAGAUAUCCACUAACUCCAGACGAAGUUCUUUACCUCCAGAUUCUUCACAAAGACACUCCACAAGCCUCAAUUAUUACCCUCCAAAAAAUUCCCUACUCCUUCCUACCUCGUCCUCCUUUAUAAAGGAAACUGCAAACUGGUUCUGAUGCACCAUACAUGAGCUGCAACCUAAAGCAAGAACAGGUUGCAGACAGAACCUAGAGCAAGAGCCAAGAAACACUCGAAUGAUAGGAGAUGGAGCAAGCAGACGAGUCAUCGGUGAACAAGGAGAGCUCAGAGCAGAUUACCAGUGAGCAAGACGAUGGCGCGACAUGGCUGAAUCUCACGCUGGGCGCCAACGGAUCGCCGGAGGCGGCAGCGAGCUGCUCUGGGCCUGAGCUCAAUCCUUCUGCACCACACAAGGUGUUCUCCUGCAACUUCUGCAUGAGGAAGUUCUUCAGCUCGCAGGCGCUGGGCGGGCACCAGAACGCCCACAAGCGGGAGCGCAGCAGCGCGAAACGUUCCUACCACGCGCAGAGGAUGAUCAUGGGGAUGCCACUGGAGGCGCACGCCGCCUUCUUGCACUCCCUGAGAGUCAACCCGAGCUCCGUGAUCCAGAAGUCAAGCCAACAAGCGCAGAGCAGGACGGCAGCAAGGUUCCAUGAAGAUGGCACGACUUGGGUGGCGAUUUCCUGCGAGGAUGCGCCGAAUUCGACAUGGCCUGAGAGUUUCAGAUUAAGUACACAACCUUCAGAGCAAACAUCAGAACAAUGUAAGAUAGACUUGAACCUCAGGCUUUGAUAGGUCGAUGUACCUGCUUUGACCAGUGCAUAAGUUCCUUAAGUUUAUCUGCUGAAUAAACUGGUUUGAAGAUGUCAUCAGGUUCAGCUUCAACUCACCAUAAGAUAAAAAAUCAUAUGGUGGUACUGAAUAUUGGAGAUA
This is a messenger RNA of Phragmites australis (common reed), 1267 nucleotides long. RefSeq names its product zinc finger protein 7-like. NCBI's taxonomy places the organism in Eukaryota, Viridiplantae, Streptophyta, Magnoliopsida, Poales, Poaceae. The record is from RefSeq and is a predicted model, not a curated record. The transcript has a single exon. The coding region runs from base 581 to 1126 and encodes 181 amino acids.